GAGAGCCCGAGAGGGUUUUGAAUGUGAGCGUGCGCUGUCCGAGGGAGAGAGGAAGGGGAAAGAUGGCGGAAAACAAAGGUGGGACUAGUAUCGAGGCAAACGGCGUCAGUGAGGAAAAGAGCGGCCUGCCCGACAAAGACGGGGAGGCCCGGGAGAAGCCGGAUCUGGAGGCGGGCGCGAUGCUGGCGGCUGUGGUGACGGUAACGACAUCAACGCCGACAGCAGCGGUGACGACACCGACGACGACGACACCAUCGCCAACGGCCGCGCCGGUCACCGUCUUCGAGGUGCCGGGGCCUGGAGCCAGUCCGGUUCUCAGCCCGGGGGCGUGCCUCAGCUCGGCGCCGAUCUCUGCUACAUCCGCUCCCCCUCCAGGUCCGAGCCCAGGACCAGGACCGAGCCCGGGCUCCGGACCGAGUCCGGCGCCAGGACCUAGUCCGGGAGUGGGCCCAGAAAAAGCAGCAGCGGCGGCGGCGGCGGCGGCGACCGCCUCCUUGGAGGUGAACCUGAACCUAUUGGACGAGUGCGCCGUGUGCCGAGAUACUCUACAGGGAAAGGAGCCCAAGCUGCUCCCAUGCCUUCACUCUUUCUGCAAACGUUGCUUGCCGGAACCCGAGCGGCAGCUGAGUAUUCCCAUUCCCGCCGGGGGCAACAAUACUGCAGGAAAUAACGGGGAAUCGCCAGCUAUUCAGCAGGUGGGUGUUAUCCGCUGCCCAGUGUGUCGACAAGAAUGUAGACAGAUAGACUUGGUCGAUAACUACUUUGUGAAGGAUUCCACAGAAGGCGUAAACAAUUCUGAUGUAAAGUCAUGUCAGGUAUGCACAAGCUGUGAAGAUAAUGCAGAGGCUAGUGGAUUUUGUGUGGAAUGUCUUGAAUGGCUCUGUAAAACAUGUGUAGAAGCCCACCAGAGAGUGAAAUUCACAAAGGAUCAUACAAUAAGAAGAAAGGAAGAUGUUUCACCAGAGGCUGUAGGAGCACCUAGCCAGCGCCCUGUAUUUUGUCCCAUCCACAAGCAAGAGCAGCUGAAACUUUUCUGUGAAACGUGUGAUAAACUGACCUGUAGAGACUGUCAGUUAUUGGAGCACAAGGAGCAUAGAUAUCAAUUUUUAGAAGAAGCAUUUCAAAACCAAAAAAUUAUUAUUGAAACUUUAAUGGCCAAACUUCAAGAAAAGAAGAAUUAUGUGCAGUAUGCAGCUAGCCAAGUUCAGAACAGGUUAAAUGAAGUCAAUGAUACGAAUAAGAAAGUUGAGCACGAUAUUAAAGUUGCUAUCUUCACUCUCAUUAAUGAGAUAAACAAGAAGGGCAAGAACCUGCUGCAGCAAUUAGAGAAUGUAACGAAGGAAAGACAGAUAAAGUUACUGCAGCAGCAGCAAGAUGUUACCAGUCUUGCUAGGCAGGUGGAGCAUGUGAUGAAUUUUGCAAAGUGGGCUAUCUCCAGUGGAAGCAGUACAGCACUACUUUACAGCAAGCGUCUGAUUACUUUUCAGUUGCGCCAUAUUCUUCGAGCACGUUGUGACCCAGUUCCAGCUGCUAAUGGUGGCAUGCGCUUUCACUGUGAUCCUACAUUCUGGGCAAAAAAUGUGGUGAAUCUAGGUAAUCUUGUGAUUGAAAACAAGCCAAACCCUCCAGGUUAUACUCCCAAUGUAGUUAUUGGACACAGUUCCCAAGCUCAAGGACCAGCUGGGGGAAAACCUCAGGGUCAGAUUAACCUUGCACAGCUACGCCUCCAACAUAUGCAGCAACAAUUUGCACAGAAGCAACAACAGAUGCAACAGAUGAGAAUGAACCACCCAGUAGGACAACAUCCCAGGACGACUGGACCACAGAUGGUGCAACAGCAGCCUCCACGUUUGAUUAGCAUGCAGACCAUGCAGAGGGGAAAUUUGAAUGGUGCAGCGCUUCAAGCCCACCAGGCUCAUCAAGCCCAUCAGAUGAGAAUGGCACAAAAUGCUGCUCGCAUGGCUGGGAUGUCUCGACACAAUGGUCAUCAGUACCAAAUGAUGCCUCAGAUAUCACGCCAGCAUACGAAUCCUGGCCAGACAGGGCAGUUUUCUGCAUCGUCUGUGCACAACAGCAUUCCAAAUCCAAACAGUCCAACAACAGCUACUCUGGCUGGUGCAAAUCGUGGGCCCACCAGUCCCACUGUUGCCACAAUAGAGCUGAUUCCUUCAGUCACAAACCCGGAGAAUCUUCCAUCACUUCCAGAUAUUCCACCCAUUCAGCUGGAUGAUGCAGGCUCUAGUACCUUGGAUAAUCUUUUGAGCAGAUUUAUCUCAGAGAGUCACCACCAUCCUCCACUACCACCUCCAUCUUCCUCCAGUUCAAAUCCAUCACCUGGGCCCUCAGCACCAUCACCUGGACCAGCAAUUGCAGCCUUAGCGAUGGCUAAUUCCCAUACUCCAGUCAGACCUUCAAGUACCUCUAGUACUGGUAGCAGAGGCAGUUGCAGCUCCUCUGGUAGAGCUCACGGAACAGAGAAAGGGAUCUCAGUCUUUCGAACAGAUCAGGUCAAAGUGAAACAAGAGCCAGGUACUGAGGAUGAUGUGUGUAGUUUCACUGGUGCUUCUGUAAAACAUGAGCAUUUGGAAGAUGGACGGAGAAGUGCUUGCAUGAUGAGCAGUCCUGAAAGCAGUUUGACACCACCUCUUUCCAACAACCUGCAUUCCGAAAGUGAGACUGAUAUAGAAGGGCUUCGAAACAUUGAAAACCAUGUUAAGGUAGAGGCUUCAGACAGGACUGGAAGCUGCAGACAACUGGGUAAUACCUUUAAUGGAAAGUCUCCAAUCCGCAACUUUACACAUCGUUCACCACGUGUUGGAGGUGACAACAACAACAAUAAAGAGGAAGACCCCAAUGAAGAUUGGUGUGCAGUGUGUCAGAAUGGAGGAGAUUUGUUGUGUUGUGAUAAGUGUCCAAAGGUCUUCCAUCUAGCUUGUCAUGUACCUACGCUUCUCAACUUUCCCAGUGGGGAGUGGAUCUGCACAUUUUGUCGUGACCUGUCCAAACCUGAAGUAGAGUAUGAUUGUGACAAUUUGCAUCACAUUAAGAAGGGAAAAUCUGGCCCAAGCUUGUCCCCAGUUGACCAAAGGAAAUCAGAACGUCUCUUAUUAUAUCUGUACUGUCAUGAAAUGAGCAUUGCAUUCCAAGAACCUGUUCCUUCAUCCGUUCCUGAUUACUACAGAAUUAUUAAAAAUCCAAUGGAUUUAUCCAGAGUGAAAACAAAAUUACAGAAAAAACACUCUCAGCAUUACCAAACACCAGAAACCUUUGUGGCUGAUGUAAGGCUGAUUUUCAAAAACUGUGAAAAAUUCAAUGAAGUUACCCUAUUACCUGGGGUUCAAAAUGGUCCUCAAGUCUUCAUGGGGACCAAAGAAAGGGAAAUGAGAACCAAGGCAGACUCCGAAGUGGCUCAAGCUGGAAAGGCUCUUGAAAGUUAUUUUGAAGCAAAGCUACAGGAAGUUUAUCCAGACAGAACCUUUACACCUCUAAUGGAAUCGGAUUCUGAUCAUGAAGAAGAAACUCGUAUAAGUGAGGAUUCAGAUGAUGACUUUGUUCAACCUAGACGAAAGCGGCUAAAGUCAGAUGACAGACCAGUGCACAUUAAAUAAUUUUCUCCUUCUUGCGGGGAGAUGAACUUGUUAGAUCUUUUUUGCCCUUCUCACUUGAAGUGAGCCGAUACACCUGUGGCUAUCUGCUUGUUGAUUGUAAAAGCUGAUACCCACCAAACAGUAUUUAUUAGAGUUUUAAAAUGUUUUUGUACAGAUAAAUAAGACUUUGUUGCAUUUGUUCAUUUCCUGAAUACCAGGAGUUUUUCCAGACUCUGCUUUUUAAAAAAAAAUCCUUGCCUUUACUGAUGUAAUUAUGAUUAUUUGUGGUAAAUGUUGUAGAAGGCUUGUAUUUUAUUGGCAUGCACAACAGAAUAUUUAUUAACUCUACACACCUUUAAUUUGCAUAUUUAGAAUUAAAAGUUUUAUUUGUAUAAAAUGAAACCAGCCCAAUUAUCACUUUGGAUACAUAUACUUGAUCUUGCCUUUCAAGUGGCUGUCGUGUUUAAUUAUCUUGUUUCAGUAAUUGAGCCUUCAGAACAGAUUAAAUAUUCUGUGCUAUCCAUAUCAGUGUUCUUGAUUCCAAUGUGGUGUACAUGUGCACUAUAAUAGUUGCUACUACACCAUGAACUGUUUAAGGAUUACAGUUGACAUACCUUUGUAUCUUUAAAAAACAAAACUUAUUUGUUUCCAAUUAAUUAUACUUAGUGAAUUUUAUAUGUGUUUUGACAGAAACAAAGGACAGACAGAUGUGAACAAUAUCAUGGUCUAUGAUACGGUUCCAACAUGUUUCAGCAAUCUAUCUUACUACUUCUUCUCUGUACUAUCUGGAUGAUGUUCCAGUACUUUCCCCCUUGGGCUUUUGUUUCCAUGUUUUCAAAGUUAUCGCAGAAUUCAAGGCAAUGCCAGAGUACUUAAAUGCUUGUUGAUCUCAUUCUUUGUACUCCGGGGUCUUCAUAAUUUGAUACCACAUAAACUGAGAACAGAAUCUUGAGUUGCUUUCUUAAUUGAAAGGUGUAUAUACUUGAUUAUUAAUCAACUGGAAUUUAUUUUUCUAGCUCAUUAACUGUUAAGUGGAUUUGACAAGUCAUUGAUUUAGUGGGUGUAUCAUAUCUCUUGUCCUUUGGAAUCUUUCCAUAAAUUUGGCAGGAGCUACUGAUAUUUCUCCAUGCUGGUUGAGAUGGUGCAAAGUGAAAUUAAUUUAACUAGUCUCAACUCAGGGCUCAGUCCAAAAAAAAAACACAAGUAUAUCCAUAAUGCCCAGAAUUUGAUGCCAACUUGUGAUGUCUGUCCUAAGAGUGGUUGGAAAUGAGUCACAAUAGUGCAAAUAGCACAACAUGAUAUUUCAAAAUUUUAUGUUUAGUGCCUUUAUUGAGUAUGUUGAAUAUCGGAAUGUGAUCAGCAACAACAGAUAAACUAUUUAGUCAUGGAGUUUGCUGCUGGGUAAAGAUUUGAAAUUUAUACUUAAGGGUACUAACAGAUUUGUCAGCUUUCCUGUGGCUUCAUUUCUAAUUCAGGAGCUGAUGUAUCAACUGCAUUUGAGUUUUUAUUUACAAUGGAGGAUUACUGAUGGAGAUGAAAAUGAUGAGACAUUGCAAACUGUGGUCUACAUCAUACUGCUCUUCUUCUCUUUGGAACUUUGUGCCAUUCAUGCUGAGAGCCAGAAGUGGAUAUGUGAACAGUUAAGAAUGGAACCACAGGAGUUUACUCUGCUAACAAUGAGCUAUUCACUUACAAUUUGAAACUAGUUGCAACAGAUACAUUUGGAAUUGGUAUAGCUACUUAAUUUUAUAACAUGAAAUCUCAACAGGAUUAAUAAGAAAUUAGUGCAAAUUAUUCAUUUAAAAGGUGCAAGCAGAAAGCUGAAAAUAUUUAAACAAUUUAAUGCCAUCUAAAUGAUUUUUCUGUCAGUAAUAUUGUACAAAAAAUAUGAAGUUUAUGAAUGGAAUAGGCACUGAGACCAAGGCAUCUGAAACCUGUCAGAUAAUGGAAUAUGCACUGAGUGAUUACUGUAUGACUUGUACAAUCUGAGUCUGGACAAAGGUGAGUAUGGUAUCAUGGCACCCACAACCUAUGUCUUACAGCACAAAAUGAACAUUAAUAAAUAGUUUGAACCAUGAAUUAUGAAGUGUCAAAAUUCCUGGAGGAUUAGAAUUAUGGGCAUUAAUCAAAUCCUUAUGUUUUAAUGUGCAAGAAUCCCCAUGCAAUCCAUUUAAUUUAUGCAAUGCUAAAUUUUAUGAAGGUAGUUGAGAUAUUUUUUUCCUGGUACUGCUGUGCAACUGGUUGAUUUCUAUGUCUUGCUCUCCUUAUAAUUGAUGUGCUGCAUAUGGUAUUUUACAGUGAAGGUUUUAAAUGACAUAUAGCUGGAGUUCAUAUAGCCCUUCAACUAAAUUUUCAUAAUGCUAGUUGCUGCUGACGGUAAGAUUUUCUUUAGAAAUCUACAUGAAUCCAAUUAAUCUUUCAACUAAUUUCUGGACCUUGUCUCAUGUAUUGAUCAAUCUUAGUUCAAUUUGUGUAUUUUUUUCUGCUUCUGUUCUGAUAUUCCUUUGAAUUUUGAUUUGAUAAAAAAUGACACAUUAGCUGGUGAUUAACAAAUUUGUAAUAGGUAAUGAUGAUGGUACUCAUUGAUGAAGUUGCAAAUCAACUUCUUAACUCCAAAGAGCAAAUACAAUGUUUGGGUAGGGUUUUUUAAACCCAGAAUUUAUGCUUUUCAUGUAUUUCAGUAGACCAUAUUAUAAUCUGAUCAUUGUGAAUUUGGAACAAAGUUGCAUUAAUUCUAAACAAUUGAUUCUUACUGUAAUUCUGUCAAGCACCAGAAAAUACUGGUGCUGGUAUUCAGUUGAAAAGAUGGAGUGGACCAUUCAUAUAUGCAAUGUCUUGCAAUCAACAGAACCAAUGUAAGAUGAAUUGUGAAGUUGCAAUAAUAGCAUACUUAUUAGUUGUGCUUUACUACAUUGUGAUUUGUGGAUUACCUGAAAUUUAAAUUGAUUGUAUGACAUGAUAUUGAUGUUAUGAAUUGGAGCAGGUUGAAGGAACUUGGACUUGAUCAUACAGCAAACAUUACUUUGUAUUCACAAGCUGUUUGUGUAUGCCAUCAAAGUAUACAGCCUUAUUAGCUACUGAUCAUAAACUUGAGUCAAUCGUCCUAUGGAUGAAUUUUAAACGACUUAAGCUGUCUUUUUUUAAUGAUUGCCAGUUAUGACUGUUGCACCCGCUGUGUUUUUGCUAGUUUUGUAACUUAAAGUUUACAGUAUUUUUGUCAAAAUGAGUUAUUUAAAAGCCUGUCAACAGUUUGUAAAUAUUAAUUGUUAAAAAUAUUAUGGAAUGUUGUGUUGUAGAUGAUAAAAAUUGUUGCAUUAGAACAGAAGGAAAGCUUUAAUUGGAAAUAUUCUCCCUGGUCAUUUCUAUUAAAUUGUACAGUGGCAAGGGCCAUGUAGUGAGGAGUGUUUUCCUUGUGCUUAAAAGCAGAUGUGGCCUUCAAUUCAGCGCAGGCUUCACUCAAAUAAAACUCAAGGUGUUAUUUCUGUUGAGAUGAUUAUUGUUUGUUCUAUUAAUAAAAGAUACUAGAUUUUUAA
Hypanus sabinus (Atlantic stingray) is the source of this 7120-nucleotide messenger RNA. It is a transcript of the gene trim33, whose product is annotated as tripartite motif containing 33. The transcript has 20 exons. Gene Ontology annotation, molecular function: zinc ion binding; protein binding. Lineage: Eukaryota; Metazoa; Chordata; Chondrichthyes; Myliobatiformes; Dasyatidae. The record is from RefSeq and is a predicted model, not a curated record. The coding region runs from base 63 to 3608 and encodes 1181 amino acids.